Messenger RNA from Ochlerotatus camptorhynchus, 1165 nucleotides. RefSeq names its product Tetratricopeptide repeat domain 1 (gene Ttc1). The transcript has 2 exons. The record is from RefSeq and is a predicted model, not a curated record. Gene Ontology annotation, molecular function: protein binding. Lineage: Eukaryota; Metazoa; Arthropoda; Insecta; Diptera; Culicidae. Bases 185 to 1060 code for a protein of 291 amino acids.
UGUGAGCAGGAGUUUUCAGUGAUAAAAAAGAAAAUUUCUUAUAACUUCUUAAAUAGUGAUUGAAUUCGAAAUCGUUAACAAAAUCUAGUGAGUUUAGUGUACGAUCCAUUUACUGAGUGGUGGAAUUAAAGAUAAUCAUUGUGUGUGCGAAUUAUUCGUUGAUUUUGGUGAACCACCUUCCGUAAUGGAUUCAAUUCCGAAGCAAGCAGACACAUCCGCUAGUGACGAGGAACGAUUCGAGGAUGCUUCGAGUAAGGAAUUCAACGAAAAGGCCGUAGACGAAGUCAUCGAGCAGGUGGCGGGAGUGCACAUUGGUAAUUCGCUGAACACAAACACAUCUGCCUCUUCGGAACAAGCGGAUAAAUUUGUGGAUUGUAAAAGCGAUGCCGAAAGUGACGAGGAAAAGAACGGGAGCAAGUCGGAAAGCAGAGACGAUGAUGAUUUUAUAGAUGACGAAUCGCAGCGGGACUGGGAGAAAGGAUUAACUGAAGAAGAGAAGCUAGCCAACAAGGCGAAAGCGGAUGAGCUCAAAGCUCAAGGAAACGACCUGUUCAAGCAGGGCGAAUUUGAAAAGUCCGCAAAAGUGUAUACGGAAGCUCUUCGGGUUUGCCCGGUGGAAUACUCGGCGGAAAGGUCGAUUCUUUACGCCAAUCGAGCGGCAGCAAAAACCAAACUUAACUUUAAACCCUCGGCCAUCGAUGACUGCACCAAAGCGAUAGAGCACAAUCCCAUGUACCUGAAGGCGUUGCUGAGUAUUAUUGAAUCCACUUCCAGGCGUGCGACCCUGUACGAGGAGGCGGACAAGCUGGACGAGAGUUUGGAAGAUUUCAAAAAGAUUCUGGAGCUGGAUCCGGCCAACGUGGAAGCGAAAGCGGCCCAAACCCGACUGCCGCCGAAGAUUGAGGAACGCAACGAGCGACUCAAAGAGGAAAUGAUGGGUAAGCUAAAGGACCUGGGCAACAUGAUACUACGCCCGUUCGGUCUGUCGACGCAGAACUUUGCGAUGCAACAGGAUCCGUCGACCGGUUCGUAUUCGAUUAAUUUUAAGAGCGGAAAUUAGUUAUCAUUUUGUUUGAUGCGAUACUAGGUGCGAGAGUGCGUGUGUGAGAUAUGAUUGUGUGUUGUUUUCGUUGUGCCUAGCGGCAAUAAAUAAUGAACCUAUGGA